Styela clava is the source of this 2535-nucleotide messenger RNA. The record is from RefSeq and is a predicted model, not a curated record. NCBI's taxonomy places the organism in Eukaryota, Metazoa, Chordata, Ascidiacea, Stolidobranchia, Styelidae.
UCUCGUUUAAAUCAUACUUAGAACUGGAAAUGACAAUAUAUUUUGUUUAUAAUUUUACUUUAAAAAUAACAAGCGCCCAUGCUUCAAUGAUGGGCCGGCUACAAAACGAGCAAAUACGGUAUAUAUUCAUGAUUGCCAUUGCCGGGUAAUGAAAUAUUUUGAAUAUAUUUGAAUUAUAUGAAUUUAUUUUGUAACAGAGCAAACGAGAAUUUAAUCCAUGUUGCAAUAUUUAUAGCUAAUUAAUCAUUUUUGUCCAAUUUAUUUAUGAUCGGGCGAAAAAUCGGACACAGUUGGUCUGAAGUCACAAUAUACAAUUUCAUCAGUAUUAUAUUUCCAUGAUUUUACUUGCAUUUCCCAAAAGCAUGAUAUUUUUUGACUAAUUUGCAGUAGCAUAUGUAAGUGUUUUAAAUUUUUGAUAUUACCGUCAACUUAUUUCCUGCAUCACAAAAUCAUGAUAUAUCUUCAUUUUACUCAGCUUAAAGUAAGUCAUUUUCAGCUUCUUGCUUUUGUCUCCAUCAAAUACAAAAUAGAUUGUUAAAUGCUACAAACAACACUCUGUUUAUAUAUUUCACAAUAAUCGAGUUUUCUGUUUUCUACCAUUCAGUUUGAAUCAUUGUUUUUUUCCAAGAUAAUAUUUUUUUUAAACAUUAAAACCUUGUGGAAUUUUCUUUCCAGUAUAAAUACGGCUCGGAGAUUAAAUUUUCUGUAAUGUAAUUGCUAUGGAAGAAUAUAGUCGUGAGGCUUUCUGUCAUAAAGUUUCAGAUGAACUUGUACGCUACAUUGCUAAUGAAUUUGAGAAAACCAUAUUGUUAAAUGUGUGUCUUGUACAACGAACAAAGCAUGCAUCAAAAAAGAGACAAAGUGGAUUCAUUUUGUCAAGCAAAAUUGUUGACUUGUUGCAUGGUUUUACCUCAUUUUCAGAAAGGUUCCAUACUGUUUUGGAAGACGGUUUGAAGUUUAUUAAAAAUGAAAGUGAAAAAUGGAGUAUUUCAAUAUCUUCAUGGUGGAAAGAGGGAGAUAGCUACAGAAUUCAAUUGGAUAAAGUGAAAGCAUUCACUUGCAUUCUUCCGAAAAUAGUAGAUUUUGAAAUUUUACCUAUCAGGCAUGAGUUUGGACUGGAAAGUAAUAGCACUUUAUUAUUUUGUCAUGUCGAGCAGAAACUAACUAUAAACGACAUUAGAUCCCUAUUAUAUUGUUCGUUUGUGAGAAAGGCAUUGAAGUGUGAUCAAUCAUUGAUCCAUUUUUCAUGUGAUGAUGAAACAUGUUGCGAUGUUAUUAAGAAUCUAGACCUCGGCCUUAUGUGCAAUAAUUCAUAUAAAGACUAUGCAGCAGACAUCACAAAAAAUACUACUGUAUCAGAUGUUCCACAACGUUUUUUAGAUUGCAUUCUGAGUGAAGAAAAAGAUUCGUUUCCUUGUUUAUCUAGUUUACGAAAUCAAGAAAAUAAAACUGCUUUCGAAUCCAGAAUUGCCAACACACAUAAAAAUGCGAUAUUUAAUACUGUCCGACAAAAUGCAAAGACUUGCUUUCACGUUUGUAAUCAGAAAAAUGAAAUGUCAGCUCGUCAAGCAGAACUUCAUCAUGCAUGGUCCAGCGAUGUGUCAAAGAAAUCUGCUCAAACAAUCUGUAGCGAUUCAGAUAAAUAUUUUGUUCAUGCUGGUGUGAAUGAAACUCGAAAAGCAAUUGAUUUUAUCAGAAUGAGAAAAAAACAGAUAAUAGAUGCUUUUGAGACUAAACUUCAAAUAAGUGUAAAAGGUAAAGACUGGGAAAAUAGAGUUGAUAAAAUGACGGCUGCUACAAUAAGACUAGAAUUUUUGAAGAGUUCACCAACAAAUCGAUUAAAAAUAUCCACAGAAAGGGCUACAUUACCAACAGAUGUCAUGUUCAUGUUGUAUAACUUCUCAAGAUUGAAUAUGUUACUGAAUACAUUCACGACUAAAGUAAAAGAAGGAAAGAACCGUCUCUGUGCCAACUUUUGGAAGACCAUUCAAUAUCAUCAUAUACAUGUAUUCGAACAUUGCUCUCUUGUUUUAUCAGGGUAUUACCCACCUCUGCCAUCCUUUAGUGAACUCCAACUUGCAAGUCUAGUAGAGGAUGCAGAAUGGGAAUUAUUUAUUGAUCAUCUUUGGAUGUUUUUUGAUGUUAUAAGCAAACCCGUUAUAACAGUUGGUCGCAAUGUUAUUAAAAUAUCAUGUCAUAAUGUCAUCGACUAUCUGCAGCAGCUUUGCAGAUCUGUAAGUACGUUCUAUUCUCGUCAUCAUAUCUUGGGUCAAAAUCUACCUCAUCUUUUACCUGCGUUACAUGCAAGAAUUUAUUUGAUAAAAGCCACCAGAAAUGCAAUGUUACAGAUAUUGAAUCUUUUGGGAAUCGAACCUCCUCAACAAAUGUGACCUGGUGUAUACUUGCUUCUGGGUAAAUACACUGCGUUUCGGGGGGAUUCUGUAACAGAGUCAUCAUAAAAUACAAUACUAAGUAGAAUUAGGAUUUCGCGACUAAAGUUGAAAUAAAAUUUGUGAAAAUACACACACAAGCUGA